UUGAAUAGUUGAAUGGCGCUUUUCAACGGUUUAAGUGCGGUAAUUUGCGACGCUAAGUUGCGCUUGAGAAGUGCUUGAAAAGAAAGUGAAAAUAAACACGUCGAGAUACUCAUUUAGAAGUAUUAAUAAAAACAAAGAUAAGCGCGAAAAUUGUAUAAGCAAGGCAAAGAAAAUAAAUAUAAAAUAUUCAUGUACUCAAAUAAAAAAAAAAGUUGAAAAAUUUUGAAGUACGCAUUUACAACAAAAAGGGAAUGCCAAGAAUAAUAAAUAAAUAAAAAUAGAGAAUAAAUAAUUGAUUUUGUGGCAAAAUUUGAAUAUUUAUUUCAAAUAUACUUCGACAUUCUGAAAUAUUUAUUUACAUUGCAUGGAGCAAUAAACUGAAAAUGCACCUAAUAAACGUAGACAGUGUGUGAAUGUGGAAAAUAUCGCCUUAGGCAAUUCAAUGUGUUUAUAUUUUCUAAGCAAUAAAAAAGCCCAAUCAACGCGCUAUUAGUGGAUACCAACUAUUUUAAAGCGGAUAUCACUCAACUUGUGCGCCAACGAAUUAAAGAAUUAUUUAAAAACGAAUUAAUAUCCUUACAAUGUACGAAAUAUUUCUGCUAGUCACUCGCUGAAGAUACAACUUUCACUACUUGCACCAUCAAGGCUGUGCUUUCCUAGUGGCAAAGUGAUUUCUUCCGGCACACACGGUUCAUGUAUUUAAGCCCUAACAACUAAAUUUGUGCGAAUUCGUUUAUGGUUAAAAACACAUGAACCCAUAAAUUCUUUUCAAUCUUGCGCUCCUUGUGGCUGUGGCUGAAGUGCUAUUAGUGUACGUGUAGUUACGGUUGGCUGUGUGCGUGGUCGAAUUGCUACAGCUUUUGCUGCAUUUCCGUGGCAUAUAAUUGUGCUGAUUCAAUUGCAUCCAUGGAUGCCCAAUGCAAUUUGAUUCCAAAAUUUAAAAUCAAAAUCAACGUAAUGGGCUGCUUGUCUGCGAAACAUAAGACCCUUAAUGCAGCUACAACUUUGCGAGCAGCUUUGCUGAUUCAGCGUUGGUAUCGACGCUACAGGGCGCGCAUGGAGGUGCGUCGUCGCUACACAUGGAAUAUAUUUACUAAUCUGGAAUAUGCCGGUGAAAAUGAUCAAGUUGAGUUAUACAACUUCUUCAAUGCACUACUUACACACAUUCCCGAAGCUGCUGCUGCCCAGCGCCCAUCAAUACAAAAGGACCCGGAGAUCUCAUUAGCUUCAGAUGUUUAUUUCGAUGAGUCAGAUUUCAGUGAGGAUGGCCAAUAUCGGUCGGAUAAAAAUUACGAGGGACCACAUUUGAAAUUUCCCUUAACGAAGAAGGAUGUAGUAACACUAAUUGAUUUGUUUCGCAAGAAAAAGUCGGAGCGUCUACUAGCCAGAUAUGUGGGCAGUAUUCUAAAAGAGGCUGCAUUUAAAUUAAAACGACUUCCAAAUCUUAAUCAAGCAUCAACGGCGAUAUCCAAACAGGUUACCAUAAUUGGAGAUUUGCAUGGCAAACUUGAUGAUCUCUUGGUGAUUUUCUAUAAGAAUGGUCUUCCUUCAGUCGAAAAUCCUUAUGUCUUCAAUGGUGAUUUCGUCGAUCGAGGUAAAAAAGGGCUUGAGGUCUUCCUACUCCUGCUCUCCUGCUUCCUUGCCUUUCCUGGUGCGGUGCAUUUGAAUCGCGGCAAUCAUGAGGAUUCAGUAAUGAAUGCGCGUUACGGUUUCAUACGCGAGGUGCAACAAAAGUAUCGUCGCAAUUCUGAGAAAUUGAUGAUAAUGAUUGAUGAGGUUUACCGUUGGUUACCGCUGGGAACUAUCCUCAACAAUCGAGUGCUGAUUGUGCAUGGCGGCAUAUCAGACACUACGGAUUUGGAUAUGAUAAAAAGUAUCGACCGUGGCAAGUAUGUCUCUAUUUUGCGACCACCCAUCGAGAUGGCGGGCGAGGAUGGCGUCGAUAAGACCGAAUGGAAACAGGUUUUCGAUAUAAUGUGGAGUGACCCCCAGAUGACCGACGGUUGCCAGCCAAAUGCAUUGCGUGGUGCUGGCACGUAUUUCGGACCCGAUGUAACAAAAACUUUCCUCACAAAAUACAAGCUACAAUUCCUGGUGCGAUCGCACGAAUGCAAACCGGAUGGAUAUGAAUUCGCACACAAUGGACAGCUCGUCACAAUUUUCUCCGCAUCCAACUAUUAUGCAGUCGGCUCAAAUAAAGGUGCUUAUUUAAAGGUCGGCCCACAAUUGGACACACAAUUCGUGCAGUAUGUGUCGGCGGCGUCAAAGACGGACAAACUAUCGUUCCGGCAACGUAUCAGCAUUAUCGAAAGCUCAGCGUUACGUGAAUUAGGAGGCAGAUUGCACACCCGACGUGAACUACUCGAGAAGGAGUUUUCGAAACUCGACCCUAAGAAUACCGGCGUCAUAACGGUCAGCCAGUGGUCGGAUGCAAUGGAGCGAGUGACGCAGAUGUCUUUGCCAUGGCGUUUGAUGCGUGAUAGAUUGUCACCACAACUUCCAGAAAGCGAUCCAAAUCUCGUUAAUUAUUUCACUACUUUGGAGCUGCUCGACACAGAUGUUAUUAUUGAAGAAGCGGAAUCCUCACCUAGUGUUACCGAUGCCCUAUACAAAAAUAAGUCCAGCUUAAUAGCAAUAUUUCACAUACUGGACAAGGAUCAUUCGGGGCAGAUAUCAUUAGAUGAGUUUGGUGAUGCCGUAGAUUUGCUACGAAAAUAUAUGCCUACAGCUGGCACCAAGAAGGAAUUGAUGCAUAUGUGUGAAAUGAUGGAUAUCAAUAAAGAUGGCUUUGUGGAUCUCAAUGAGUUUCUGGAGGCGUUUCGUCUUAGCGAUCAAGCGCGCAAGGAUGCGCAACCUACAAAACCAAAGGGGCGCACUCACAGUUCAUUGCGUGUUGCUGAACUUGCAGAAACUUUGACGCUUCAUAAGAUUGAAGACACCGAAGUCGAUAUCGAUCCUAGGGAUCAUGUGUCAACCACACACCCUGACAAAAAAUAAGCCACACUAGGCGACUACUAAUACUUUCACAUUCAUAAAGAGUUUUCGUUUUUUAAAUUAACUAACCGUAGUUUAACAGCAAUAGUUGUAAAAAUAAAAUUAAUUGAAAUUCCUUAAAAGAAGAAGUAAUAUGAAAUAUACAUAAUUAUAUAAUAUUGAUAUAUUUUAAUACAUAAAAUAUUUGAUUUAGCUAAGCAACAGCCAAAAAAUUGGUUAUGCGUCGCUGGUUCUAUGCAAUCACAAAAUAACUCAAAAUUUCAUGUAUUUCAAUUAAAUAGCAAAUUAAGUUGAUAAAUAUCUAUAAUUUUCUGUGAAGCAUCGAAAUAUGUUUAUUUGUUACCAAUACGACGUGGUGGCAAUUUUUCUAAAACAAAAAUAUUUACUAUUGCUAAAUUAUGAAACGCCAAAACUUGAAUUGGCUCCACCAAAAAUUAUUAAAAUUCGAGUUGUGCCGUUAUUGCACAGAACCAUCGAAAUAUUGAGCGCUUGAUGCGAUAUUUGAUCUUCUUUAGUUACUAAACUUGUAUAUUUUAGAAUUUUUAAUUAAUAUAUAUUUUAAGGAAAGCUGCUUGCUUCAUGUAAUAGAUUCUUACUCCGUCCAACUGCUAUAUACAUAUAAGUACUCUGUAUAACUCAUUUGUUAGCUAAGGAAUUGUUUUAAAAUAUAACCAAUUUAUUAAUGAAUAAAAUAUGUAUAUCGUUUAUUUCGUUUUUUUAUAAUAGC
This is a messenger RNA of Anastrepha obliqua, 3721 nucleotides long. Its product is annotated as serine/threonine-protein phosphatase rdgC-like. Gene Ontology annotation, biological process: detection of stimulus involved in sensory perception. Lineage: Eukaryota; Metazoa; Arthropoda; Insecta; Diptera; Tephritidae. Bases 907 to 2997 code for a protein of 696 amino acids. Gene Ontology annotation, molecular function: protein binding; protein serine/threonine phosphatase activity; iron ion binding. The record is from RefSeq and is a predicted model, not a curated record. Gene Ontology annotation, cellular component: nucleus; cytosol. The transcript has 14 exons.